Erpetoichthys calabaricus (reedfish) is the source of this 8751-nucleotide messenger RNA. It is a transcript of the gene nalcn, whose product is annotated as sodium leak channel, non-selective. The coding region runs from base 370 to 5733 and encodes 1787 amino acids. Gene Ontology annotation, biological process: transmembrane transport; monoatomic ion transport. Gene Ontology annotation, cellular component: membrane. The record is from RefSeq and is a predicted model, not a curated record. Gene Ontology annotation, molecular function: monoatomic cation channel activity. NCBI's taxonomy places the organism in Eukaryota, Metazoa, Chordata, Cladistia, Polypteriformes, Polypteridae. The transcript has 46 exons.
CCGGGUUCGUGUUCAUUCUACCCCCGCCGAGCAGCUGUAAAAAGCAAGUCUAUCCUGCAAACUAGCAAUGCGGAUCGCGUGUGUGCCAGACCGGUUGGCGCCUGCUUCAUUCUGCAAUGACUGCUGCUGCUCCCCUUCUGCCUGGGAGGAUCAGCGCGCGUUUCUAUAGCAGCUGUUGAGCAGAAACGGCACGAAACGCAGAUCAACCUGCGACAAAUCCGUUCAAAGAAAGAGACCGCGAAUACACCCGCCGAGCAUCGGCAGGAAGAGACGAAGCAAAAAGAAGCGAGUUAGUCCACACGAAUCAGGAGGUGUUGAAAUCUCCCGCUGGUAGUCUCACAAAGAUUUCCACAUCUUUAGUACCUGGGGAUGAACCCACCCAUGAGGAGUCUGACAAUAUAUUCCUUAUAUAGCACUGCUAGUCCCAGCAUGCUGAAGAGGAAACAAAGCUCACGGGUAGAAGCCCAACCAGUGACAGAUUUUGGCCCAGAUGAAACACUUACUGAUAAUGCAGAUAUCCUAUGGAUCAAUAAACCAUGGGUGCACUCUCUGCUUCGUGCCUGUGCAAUAAUCAGUGUCAUUUCUGUGUGCAUGAAUACACCUAAGACAUUUGAGCACUAUCCACCCCUUCAAUAUGUGACCUUCGCUCUGGACACUCUACUAAUGUUCCUGUACACCGCUGAGAUGAUUGCAAAAAUGCACAUUCGUGGUAUAGUUAAGGGUGAUAAUUCAUAUGUAAAGGAUCGAUGGUGUGUUUUUGAUGGAUUCAUGGUGUUUUGCUUGUGGGUCUCACUAGUCUUACAGGUAUUUGAAAUAGCUGAAAUAGUAGAUCAAAUGUCACCAUGGGGAAUGCUGCGAAUCCCAAGGGCACUUAUAAUGAUUCGUGCUUUUCGGAUUUACUUUCGAUUUGAACUUCCUCGAACAAGAAUAACAAACAUUUUAAAGCGUUCUGGGGAGCAAAUUUGGAGUGUCUCCAUAUUCCUCCUUUUUUUUCUACUGCUAUAUGGAAUUUUAGGAGUUCAAAUGUUUGGAACAUUUACUUACCACUGUGUGACAAAUGACACACAACUUGGGAAUGUUUCUUGGAAUAAUCUAGCAAUUCCUGACACACAUUGCUCACCUGAUGGGGAAGGAUACCAGUGUCCCAUGGGAUUUAAGUGCAUGGACCUCGAAGAUCUUGGCCUUAGUAGACAAGAGCUUGGAUACAGUGGCUUCAAUGAAAUAGGUACAAGUAUAUUUACAGUUUAUGAAGCAGCUUCUCAAGAAGGCUGGGUCUUCUUAAUGUAUAGAGCAAUUGACAGCUUUCCCCGCUGGCGUUCCUAUUUCUACUUCAUCACGCUAAUCUUCUUUCUGGCUUGGCUUGUAAAGAAUGUCUUUAUUGCUGUUAUAAUUGAGACAUUUGCAGAAAUCAGAGUGCAAUUUCAACAGAUGUGGGGGUCACGAAGCAGUACAACUUCAACAGCCACAACACAGAUGUUUCAUGAGGAUGCUGCAGGAGGAUGGCAAUUAGUUGCUGUUGAUGUCAACAAACCCCAUGGCAGAGCUCCAGCAUGCUUACAGCAAUUAAUGCGAUCUUCAGUCUUCCACAUGUUUAUUCUUAGUAUGGUUGCUGUUGAUGUGAUUGUUGCUGCUAGCAAUUACUACAAAGGGGAGAACUAUCGUCGCCAGUAUGAUGAGUUCUACCUGGCUGAGGUUGCAUUCACUGUUCUCUUCGAUCUAGAGGCCCUUCUAAAAAUCUGGUGUUUAGGAUUUACUGGUUAUAUAAGUUCUUCCCUUCAUAAGUUUGAAUCCCUUCUUGUUGUUGGAACAACACUGCACAUCUAUCCAGACCUGUAUCAUUCUCAGUUCACCUAUUUUCAGGUUCUCAGAGUAGUUCGUUUAAUUAAAAUUUCCCCAGCUCUGGAAGAUUUUGUGUACAAGAUAUUUGGACCAGGAAAAAAGCUUGGAAGCUUAGUGGUUUUCACAGCUAGUCUCCUGAUUGUGAUGUCUGCCAUCAGCUUACAAAUGUUCUGCUUUGUUGAAGAACUAGACAGAUUCACUACCUUUCCAAGGGCCUUUAUGUCUAUGUUCCAAAUACUAACACAGGAAGGAUGGGUGGAUGUAAUGGAUCAAACUCUUGUUGCAGUUGGCCAUAUGUGGGCUCCAGUAGUAGCCAUUUACUUCAUAUUAUAUCAUCUGUUUGCAACCCUGAUCUUGCUGAGCUUAUUUGUUGCUGUAAUUCUAGACAAUCUUGAGCUUGAUGAAGACUUAAAAAAGCUUAAACAGCUAAAACAAAGUGAAGCCAAUGCUGACACAAAAGAAAAACUUCCUUUGCGGCUUCGUAUAUUUGAGAAAUUUCCCAACCGGCCACAGAUGGUGAAAAUCUCCAAGCUCCCUUCCGAUUUUACAGUUCCUCGAAUCAGGGAAAGCUUCAUGAAGCAGUUCAUUGACCGCCAACAGCAAGACACCAGUUGUUUGUUACGUAGACUUCCCUCUGCAUCCUCUUCUUCCUGUGAUCAUUCAAAAAGGUCUGGAAUUGAAGAUAACAAGUAUAUAGAUCGAAAGCUGCAGAAGUCUGUUUCUAGCAUUCGUGCCCGAAAUCUUCUUGAGAAAGAAAGUGCCAUUAAUAAAAUUCUCCGAGCUUGCACUCGACAGCGAAUGCUGAGUGGAUCAUUUGAGGGCCAGCCAGCCAAAGAGCGCUCAAUUCUCAGUGUACAACAUCACAUCCGCCAGGAACGCAGGUCUCUGAGACAUGGGUCCAAUAGCCAGCGAAUCAGUCGAGGGAAAUCUCUAGAAACACUGACCCAGGAUCACUCCAGCACUGUUAGGUAUCGAAAUGCUCAACGUGAGGAUAGCGAGAUCAAAAUGAUCCAGGAAAAGAAAGAACAAGCUGAGAUGAAAAGAAAAGUACAGGAGGAAGAGCUGCGGGAAAAUCACCCGUAUUUUGAUAAACCAUUAUUUAUAGUGGGUCGAGAACACAGGUUCAGAAACUUCUGCAGACUGAUAGUGCGAGCUCGUUUUAAUGCCUCAAAGACAGACCCAAUUACAGGAGCUGUCAAAAAUACAAAAUACCACCAGCUUUAUGAUCUGUUUGGAUUGGUCACCUAUCUGGACUGGGUUAUGAUAGUUGUAACAAUAUGCUCCUGUAUUUCUAUGUUGUUUGAGUCUCCAUUUACAAGAGUUAUGCAUGUUCCUACUUUACAGAUUGCUGAAUAUGUUUUUGUCAUUUUCAUGAGCUUUGAGCUCAAUUUAAAAAUAAUGGCAGAUGGAUUAUUUUUUACCCCUACUGCUGUGAUCAGAGACUUUGGAGGAGUUAUGGACAUCUUCAUCUAUCUUGUAAGCUUAAUAUUUCUUUGCUGGAUGCCACCCAAUGUACCUCCCAAAUCAGGAGCCCAGCUGCUAAUGAUGCUUCGCUGCCUUAGACCACUCCGCAUCUUUAAACUAGUUCCACAGAUGCGAAAGGUUGUGAGAGAACUCUUCAGUGGAUUUAAAGAAAUAUUUUUGGUCUCAAUUCUUUUGUUAACGUUAAUGCUUGUGUUUGCAAGCUUUGGAGUCCAACUUUUCGCAGGGAAACUAGCCAAGUGCAAUGAUCCCCGUAUAACUAAAAGGGAAGACUGCCAUGGUAUUUUUCGAAUUAAUGUAAGUGUGUCAAAAAAUCUGAAUCUGAAAUUAAAAACUGAAGAAAAGAAGCCAGGAUUUUGGGUUCCACGGGUUUGGGUAAAUCCCAGAAAUUUCAAUUUUGAUAAUGUUGGAAAUGCUAUGUUGGCUCUUUUUGAAGUUCUUUCAUUGAAAGGCUGGGUGGAGGUCAGAGAUGUCAUUAUCCAUCGAGUAGGACCAAUCCAUGGUAUAUAUAUACACGUGUUUGUUUUCCUUGGCUGCAUGAUUGGACUGACCCUUUUUGUCGGUGUUGUAAUUGCUAAUUUCAAUGAAAACAAGGGAACAGCUCUGUUGACUGUUGAUCAGAGGAGAUGGGAAGACCUGAAGAGCAGACUGAAAAUUGCACAACCUCUUCACCUCCCUCCUCUGACCUGUGGAAGGAGCAAGUCCAGAAAGUUGAAAGAAGAAGUCAUGUCAGAGCUGUUCACGCUGAGGAUCCGCGGGUCUGAGCAUGAAAGGAAAGGAGAGACAUUAGAUGACAGUUCUAACCCUCGACACAGGAUAGAACUACUUGAUAAUGAUGGGUUCCGGGCAAAAAUGUAUGACAUUACUCAGCAUCCCUUUUUCAAACGUACAAUUGCUGUCCUUGUCCUGGCUCAAUCUGUAUUACUUUCAGUGAAGUGGGAUGUGGAUGAUCCUGUAACUGUCCCAUUGGCAACAAUGUCAGUUGUAUUUACCUUCAUUUUUGUCUUAGAGGUUACUAUGAAAUUAAUUGCAAUGUCACCUGCUGGGUUUUGGCAGAGCAGAAGAAAUCGUUAUGAUUUAUUAGUGACUUCCCUUGGAGUCAUUUGGGUAAUCCUGCACUUUGCUUUAUUGAAUGAAUAUACUUACAUGAUGGGAGCCUGCAUUAUAGUUUUUAGAUUCUUUUCUAUCUGUGGGAAGCACGUGACACUUAAAAUGUUGCUGCUCACUGUGGUUGUCAGUAUGUACAAAAGUUUCUUCAUCAUCGUGGGGAUGUUUCUUUUGCUCCUCUGCUAUGCCUUUGCUGGUGUAGUAUUGUUUGGCACUGUGAAGUACGGAGAAAAUAUUAACAGACAUGCAAACUUCUCAACUGCUGGGAAAGCCAUAACAGUUCUAUUCAGGAUUGUUACCGGGGAAGACUGGAACAAGAUCAUGCAUGAUUGUAUGGUUCAGCCCCCUUUCUGUACCCCUGACAACCACCGAUACUGGGAGACAGACUGUGGAAAUUAUGCUGGAGCACUCAUGUACUUUUGCUCCUUUUAUGUUAUCAUUGCUUACAUAAUGCUCAACUUACUUGUAGCAAUCAUUGUGGAGAACUUCUCAUUGUUUUACUCUACUGAAGAAGAUCAGCUGCUUAGUUACAAUGAUCUGAGGCAUUUUCAGAUUAUUUGGAAUAUGGUGGAUGACAAAAGAGAGGGUGUUAUACCAACAUCCCGAGUGAAAUUUCUUCUCAGGCUGCUACGAGGCAGACUGGAAGUUGAUCUAGAUAAGGAUAAGCUCUUAUUUAAGCAUAUGUGCUAUGAAAUGGAAAGACUACAUAAUGGAGGGGAUGUUACAUUCCAUGAUGUCCUAAGCAUGCUGUCGUACAGAUCAGUGGACAUCAGGAAAAGCCUUCAGCUGGAAGAGCUGCUUGCCAGGGAACAGCUGGAAUACACGAUUGAAGAAGAGGUGGCCAAACAGACGAUACGCAUGUGGCUGAAAAAGUGCUUAAAACGCAUCCGGGCAAAACAGCAGCAGUCAUGCAGCAUUAUUCACAGUCUUCGAGAAAGCCAGCAGCAGGAACUGAGUCGUUUCCUUAACCCCCCUAGCAUUGAAACAACAAAGCCCAGUGAAGAUGCCCAUGCAAACAAUCAAGACAACCCCUCUCAGCCAGAGACAAGCAGCCAGCAGCAGUUGCUCAGUCCAACACUUUCAGACAGAGGAGGACACCGCCAGGACUCUACUGAAAUGGGUAAACCACAGAGAAAGUUUGGACAAUGGCGUCUUCCGGCUGGUCGCAGCAGCAUGAGGUCCAUUGUGUGCAAGAUGAACCCGGUAUCUGAUGAAGCCUCAUCGGGUUCAGAGGUGAAGAAAUGGUGGACACGCCAACUGACAGUGGAGAGUGAUGAAAGUGGAGAUGAUCUCCUGGACAUUUAAAUACAGACAUUAAUCAAAGAUGUACAAUAUGAUACGAUUCAGGAAUAAAAGUUAUGUAAUGCAAUAUAAGAUGACAAAGUUAUUAUUUUGAAUCUAUUUUAAAAUGUUUAUAAUAUGCCUUUUUUAAAGUGGCACUAGUCAUUAGUGGCAGUUGCUUACCAGGUCAGAUUAUGUUAUUUUUUGUUUUGAUGUAAUAUUUCACCAAGACCCUACAUCGUCUAUGGUAUCUUAGUGUGUGUGUUUUCUGUGAGAUUAUACUGUAUGUGUCACGCCCAGGGUCAGACAAAUCAAGUGCCAUCAACCGAGUUUGACCUGGAACUGAUACUGACCUACCUCUUAUAAUCAGAGCUUUCGUGAAAUGGCUUCAGUAUUGCUUUUUAAAGUUUUCACAUUGCCCAAAAGUCUUGAGUCUUACAUUUAUGUCUGCUAUGUGUAAUUUCAUACAUACUAUUGAUCUAUAGUCACAUUUUAAUGUUAGCAGUUUUUUCAUUUGUUUAUAUUAUGUCUAACCCACUGAAGCUGCUCCAAAAUAAUCAAUUCUGUUAAAUUAUAAAGUGUAUUGUGUAAUAUGAGUAUCUUUUAUAGAAUAAUGUAAAGGUGUUAAGCCUCAAAUUUUAUUUAUUCCAAAUAAGCCGUUAAACUAAUACAAUCAAUAAAAGAUAACAUUCUUGAUUUCAUCACACAAUCAGUGUUGUAUCUAGCCAAACUUUGUUCUGUCACUUAAAUGAGGCCCAUUUGGGUUUAUGCAUCGAGGUUCAAUAUAUUAAAACACUUGUUUGUAAAGCUAUUUCAAAUAGCUUAGUGUUAAAGUCAGAGACUGCUGAGGCAGUCUUCGUUUCUAUCCUAUUAGACUUGCAGAGACAGGCGAGUGCACUGCGUUCAUGGGCCUUAAUCUCCUUACUGCAUUUAAGCAGAAUGCACAUGCCUGUCCAAUUCAUUUUCUUGUUAAUCAUGCCUGUUGUUUUAUUUAUUAGUUUUAUCUUGGGACUCAACUUCAAAACCCUGCUCAGUAGCACUCACACUGCAAGAAUUUCAUAAUAAUCUUUUACAUCAUUUUUAUGGAUCAUUCUUGAUUUGCUGAAAAAGUGCUGCUGUAAGUAGACCAACUUUAGUACCAGAGCCAGAAAAACAAAAAAAAUCAUAUGCCUAUUGAAUCUCUCAACACCGGCAGAGCUCAUAGACUACAGUAUGUAAACAUGCCUGACUAAUAAAACUGCUUCUAAAUGCAGAGCUGGAAAUAGGCUGCCUAUUGUAUUAUGAUAUGGUGGGAGAAAUUCAAGAACACCCUGAUGAAGACACUCGUGCAUCCUUAACUCUCAUAGCAGUCACUUGACCUUUUUGCACUGUCACUGUAUAAGUAUAGAAUGAAUCUAACUGACCUACGACACUCCAAUCUUCAGUGGGUUUCGUGUCCCCCAAGAAUGACGCUACAUUUUUCAUAAAUACUGUGCCAUUUAAAAUAAAUAUUUAGUAAUGCAGGGAGGAUAUACCUUUAUAUAUGUUGCACUACAUAAUAAUCUUAAACUGAAAUGUUAUGAAUUACAUUUGAAGCAGAGCCUUGAGAAGGAGCAGCAGCAUGUGUUCUACUUGUGAUUACCUCUUAAUGUGCAAAAAGAGCAGAGAAAACUUUUUCAUAAGAUCACAGAACUGAAACUACACACAUUGAUUAGUGAUGGUAUGGGGUUAAAUAAGUCCAAGCAAACAUGGCAGUUAUGCACCUAGGGCUGAUUCUUACUUAGUUACACAUGUGGUGUGACACUAGAGGGCGCUGUCGCUCCUCUAACCCGACAGAUAAAUGUCCAGGACACCAGGUAAAAGCACAAAAAGGUUGUGCCUCUAAGCACCCCAGCCACCAUACACAGGCAAGUAAUAUUAAUAAAUACAAUAACUAUUCUCAACAAUAAUGAUUUUCUACUCCACACCUCCCAGCAAGCUCUGUCAACUACCUCCCAAAUCCAGCUCGCUUGCUGGGUUCUCAACAGUCCAUUAUAUAGUCCUUGACCAGGAAGUGCUUCCUUUCUUCCUCCCAUGUGUAUUGCCAGCACUUCCAGGUCAAAUGGAGGGCUUGAGUUUUCUUCAGCCCGGAAGUACUUCGGGGCUUCUGUCCCCAUGACUUGACUGUGAAGCCGAACUCUAUAUCCCAUGGUGCCCUGCAGGAAUCCGAGGCACUGCUAUCUAGCGUCCUGGGGGAGGCAGUGUCUAAAAGUAGCUGCCUUCUCCCAUUAUUCCAUUCUUUGGGCGUGCCGUCCAUCAUUGUGGCCAAGACAAGCUCCAACCUCCAUGACACUUAGUUUGAUCUAAAUGAUUGGAGAAUGCUAGAUUAUUUAAAGACUUGAAAGUUUUUUUAAAUUACUUUGUCUAUUAACAUUUUCCAAUACAGUGUUACAGGGAUAUUCAUCUGGCACCAGAAUGGAAUCAGCUCAGUGUAGCCCACCACAAAUGCCCAUCAACCUAACACUUACAUCUUUAAAGAGUGAGAAAACAUUUGGUGCAUAUGGCAAAUUAUAAAAGAGAUCAACAAAUCACAUUGAUAUAAAGAAAUGAUGAACAGUGACCUGGCUGUAACAUGAAGUUCCUCAACCUGCAGCACCAUAUUGCCACCUCCAUAUUGCCAUGUUCUUUUUCACAGGUCUGGUAUACAUAAAGAGGUUUUAUCUUUAAAAACCACCUUCUACAUCUUAUCUGCAUGUUUAUUAACAAUUUUAAUGUGUGUAGUUGAAGCUGUGGCUCCACAUACAGAUUAGCACAGUUUGUAAACCACCUAAAUGGUACGUAAAGUUAUUAUAUUGGAAGUAAAUAGGGCUGGAUUACUAAGGCCUUAUAGUUUUAUCUUAACAAUAUUGUAAUGGGAUUGAAUAACACAUUACCGUAUAUACUCACGUAUAAGUUGGGUCUUGAAACCCGAAAAAUUGGUCAUAAAAUCAGACCCCGACUUAUACGCUGGUUCAAAAAUACGACACUUACAUUUUUUUUUUUACAUCUUCUUGUCUCCUCCAGCCUUGCAUCAGUUUCUCAGAC